AAAGCCCUAGAUCGACUAUUUAUAUUAGGGUUUCCGCCGCAGCUGGACACUCUUACGAAUACCCCUGCCGUCUCGUCGCCGUCUCCAACCCCAUCGCUUAUCGAAAUGGCUGCGGAGAGGAAGUUAUCGAAUCCAAUGAGGGAGAUCAAAGUACAGAAGCUGGUUCUCAAUAUUUCAGUCGGGGAGAGUGGAGAUCGCCUCACCAGAGCCGCCAAGGUGUUGGAGCAACUCAGUGGCCAAACACCUGUUUUCUCGAAGGCAAGAUACACUGUUCGUUCAUUCGGGAUCAGGCGUAAUGAAAAAAUUGCUUGCUAUGUAACUGUGAGAGGCGAGAAGGCAAUGCAACUACUUGAGAGUGGCCUGAAGGUCAAGGAAUAUGAGCUGUUGAGGCGGAAUUUCAGUGAUACUGGGUGCUUCGGCUUUGGUAUUCAGGAGCACAUUGAUCUUGGCAUAAAGUACGACCCAUCCACCGGUAUCUAUGGUAUGGACUUUUAUGUCGUUCUGGAGCGCCCUGGAUAUCGUGUUGGCCGCCGCCGUAGGUGCAAGUCCCGUGUUGGAAUCCAACACAGGGUCACAAAGGACGACGCAAUGAAGUGGUUCCAAGUUAAAUACGAAGGUGUUAUUCUGAACAAAGCUUCCAACAUUGGAGCUUGAGAGAUAGCCUUAUCAAACCUUGUGUUCUCUGUUCUGUUUUUCUUCUUAUGGGAUUUCAUUCGAAGACAAAAUUGCAGUUUUUUCCAUGAGCAUCGUUUUGAUCUAUAUGACUUUUGCUAAAGUGGCAUGUUCUUUUUACCCUAGUUUAUUUAUAUGAAUUUUGCUCGUCUGGGAACUAGUUGUGAUCGAUUGUAAAUUAGUCCUAGCUUUGGCAUUACUUUCAAAGGUAUAUGCAUUUAUAUUCAUGAAAAUUUGAUGGAUUUAACAUGGAUGGAUGUUAGAGGAAUGAUUGUGUUUCUUGAUAGAUUUCAACAA
Messenger RNA from Andrographis paniculata, 969 nucleotides. RefSeq names its product 60S ribosomal protein L11-like. Gene Ontology annotation, molecular function: structural constituent of ribosome; RNA binding. The transcript has 5 exons. The coding region runs from base 106 to 654 and encodes 182 amino acids. NCBI's taxonomy places the organism in Eukaryota, Viridiplantae, Streptophyta, Magnoliopsida, Lamiales, Acanthaceae. Gene Ontology annotation, cellular component: cytosolic large ribosomal subunit; ribosome. Gene Ontology annotation, biological process: translation. The record is from RefSeq and is a predicted model, not a curated record.